AUGAGUCCUCCGAGGCCAAGAGCGUCGCUAUUGCUGCUAUGGCUACUGGGUGGCUGCCUCUUCGGGGCCGCCCGGAGGGUCAAGGGGGCGGCUGGCAGCGCGGCGGAGCCGGCUCGCGGCCCCCCUGGCGGCUCCUCGGGUCGCUUCGUCAGCCCCGGGCAGCAUGCGUGCAGCUGGCAGCUCCUGCUGCCCGUCCCGGGGGCCGCAGCGGGCAGCGAGCUGGCGCUGCGUUGCCUGGGCCCGGACGGGGCGCGCCAUCAGUGCGCCUACCGCGGGGAGCCGGAACGCUGCUCCGCCUACGCCGCUCGCCGCUCACGCUACUGGAAACAGGUGCUGGGCCGGCUGCGCAAGAAGCGGCGGCCCUGCCACGACCCCGCGCCCCUCCAGGCCCGCCUGUGUGCGGGCCAGAAGGGCCACGGCGCCGAGCUGCGCCUCGUGCACCGCGCGUCCCCGCCCGCCGGCGCCACCGUCGCUGGCUUCCCCGGGGAGCCUGCGUCUGGCCCAGCCGCCCGGGCCCCGCCUCCCGCGAGCGCGCUGCCUAGAGAAGAGCCCUCCGAGAGGAAGGCCAAAGGGGGUAAGGGCAAGGCGGCCACGGACCCCGAAGAGGAGCGGCCCAUGGGGACCGGGCCCGGGCCCGACCCCGACCCCGACGGGCUGGACGAGAACGCGGAGCUCACGGAGACCUACUGCGCGGAGGAGUGGCACUCCCUCUGCAAUUUCUUUGUCAAUUUCUGGAACGGCUGA
Messenger RNA from Cynocephalus volans (Philippine flying lemur), 744 nucleotides. It is a transcript of the gene FGFBP3, whose product is annotated as fibroblast growth factor binding protein 3. Gene Ontology annotation, molecular function: growth factor binding. The coding region runs from base 1 to 744 and encodes 247 amino acids. The transcript has a single exon. The record is from RefSeq and is a predicted model, not a curated record. NCBI's taxonomy places the organism in Eukaryota, Metazoa, Chordata, Mammalia, Dermoptera, Cynocephalidae. Gene Ontology annotation, biological process: cell-cell signaling.